AUGUCUCUAAUUCCUGCAGCCGCUGAAUCCGCCGAGUUCUCCUCUGACGUGGCCGAGAUCAAGCUAUGGUGGAAGUCUGAUCGUUGGGUUGGGAAGCGUCGCUUGUACUCGGCAGAGGAUGUCGCCCGUCUUCGUGGCCAGAAAGCUGGUCGUACCAAGUACCCUGCUGAUGCUAUGAGCAAGAAGUUGUGGAAGGCCUUCAAGGAAGCUCAACGGACUGGUGGUUUCCUGCCUACGUUCGGUGCCUUGGAUCCAGUCCAAGUGACACAGAUGGCGAAGUACCUCAAGACUAUCUACGUCUCGGGUUGGCAGAGUUCUUCGACGGCCUCUACUUCUAACGAACCCGGCCCGGAUUUCGCUGACUAUCCCUACAAUACGGUUCCGAACAAGGUAGAUCAGCUCUUCCGUGCGCAAGUGUUCCAUGACCAGAAGCAGCACCAAGAGAGAUUUGGUAUGACCGAGACUGAACGUCAGGCUAAUCCAGCCGUCGACCAUUUCGCUCCGAUCAUUGCCGAUGGUGAUACCGGUCAUGGUGGCUUGACUGCUGUCAUGAAGCUUAUGAAAAUGAUGGUAGAGCGCGGUGCAGCUGGUGUCCAUCUCGAGGACCAGAAGCCUGGCACCAAGAAAUGUGGCCACAUGGGUGGCAAAGUGCUCGUGUCUACGCGAGAGCACAUUGACCGUCUCGUGGCUGCUCGGUUGAUGACCGAU
Molecule: messenger RNA, 708 nt
Organism: Perkinsus marinus ATCC 50983
Lineage: Eukaryota; Perkinsozoa; Perkinsida; Perkinsidae
Product: isocitrate lyase, putative
Exons: 1
Biological process (GO): carboxylic acid metabolic process
Molecular function (GO): isocitrate lyase activity
Source: RefSeq, a predicted model, not a curated record